GUGGGCCGGUAUGGAGGUUACGAAGUAUUAAUGCAGCGAUCAAUAAAAACAAAUAAAUAUUGUCGAAAUAUUCUGGGUUAGAUUCGGAGGAGUUGAAUCUGCUCAUGAAGUACACUCUGUCUGGACGUGUGGAGGACAAAAACGAUGAAAGAUUUCUUUUGAUCGUAAUUUCUGGACGAAGCUAGGCCUGUUAAAAGAAACUUUGAAGUCAAUGGCAACCAUGGUGGCCUCGCAUGAUGCCAGAGGUCAUCACGCCUCUCAUCCCACCCGCCAGCCCUCGGCCGCCCAGAGCCUGAACAUCCGCGAGUUCUCCUUUGCCACCCAGAGCCGCUUCAACGCAGGCCGGGACCUGGUGCUGACGCGGAGCGACAGCUACGUCAUUCACAAAGCCCCCAAGGAGUACAGCAUCUGGGACCGGCCUCCUCCAGACUUCCGCCCCCAGCAGUAUCUUCCCAAGCCACCCAAGCGGAACUCCCGAGGCAUGCAGCCCUGGAAAUAUGGGACUUUUCCAGGCCAGAAGAAAGCAGUGGGGAAAGCCAAAGGAAAGAAGGCAGUAGAGUUGCCCAAGAUCCUUCAACCUGUCCAGCCGCGCAGCAGCCAGCUGGUGACCCGAUUCAGGAUUGAUGACCCCCAUGAGACCAGAGUCAAAUUUGUGAAAGAGGGCAUGUACCCCAAGGAGAAAUAUCAGAUGCCGAAACUGCACGACUUCAGGGGGUAUCCACCAUUGGGUCCUCUUGGCUUGCCUGAGUUUGUCACAGCCUCAGAGCAUGAUCCAUACAACAUCCACUUCAAGUCAAGAAACAGAGACAUGAUUUUUGGGCUUCCUGAGCCAAGAUCGGAGAGGUCACAAGGUCGCCAGAUGGGUCAAGCGAUGACCCCUCAACCCCGCUACCAACCCGAGCUCAUCAUGCCUCCUCUGAAAUGGCCGACAACAUCUGGUGAAUUCUCGCGUUUCCGGAGGAAGAACAGGUCCCCUCACACUGUCCUCCUCGACCAGAUUGAAGGCACUUUGGAUGCAAGGUGGAAGCAGGAGGAGGAGGAACGGGAACGCAUCCAGACGGAGAUGGAGAGAGAUAAGAGGGAGAAGCAAUUCAGGGAGGAGGUUGCUAGGCAACUGGCUGCCAGGCUGCAGGUGGACUCAGCCUCCACAGUGCACUCCCCCUGGGAGGGAGGCGACGCUGGUGGACAGACCGGAGGCUGGAUGGACACAGAGAUGAGUGGACAGAGGCACAGCCAACUGGCCAGCAGUGGGGGAAGUCAUCGAGGCAGCGCAGCUAGGAUGGGUAGUCUUGGCGACGGAGGAAGCGACGCCGACAGAUACCGAGAUGUGGGUGCUCACAGUCAGAGUAUCCCAAGCUCAGCCAAUGAACACAGCAUGGAUGUCUCUUGAUAGAGAUGCACAGAACUGCUGGAUUCACUUGCAAAAUCUCCUGGCUUGAAAUGUGUGUGAGCAAAACAGGGUUUAAAACAGUAGAGGCUUCAGUGAAACUUGAGCAAACCAACAGGUCUUCAGUUCUGCUUCAAGGAGCAUGCCCAAGACUAUUUUUAGAACUUCACAAUGAUCAGCUCCACAGCUUAUAAUAUAGCUCUGAAUGAGUUAUGCAUGAGUCAGCUGUAUUUGUGAAGGUUCUGGCUUGUAAUUUCUGUUGCCUUGCUUAACAAAAUUGGGAGUGACAUUGAUUGUGUGGCUUAAUAAUUGAAUUAAAAUACAUGUGCUGAGUUGGGUUUGUCCUUUCCCAUUUCAGGGCUAGAUUUAUCAAUCAAACACAGGUGUACUAAAAGUGCAAUGCAGAGGCUUAUUUACUUUUACACAAAACCAAAUUCUCCGAGCUAACUUAAACCACGUAAAACAUUAGUGCAGGGAUUUUCAUGCAAGACAAACCUCAUCUUUUUCAAUUUAUUUUCUAAUGGAAAUAAACAGAAUACAUUGUAAGAAUCAACGAAUAGAUUAAUAUAAAAAAAGACAUCCAGAGUUAAACAUGGGAAACUGCAGGAUAAAAAUUUCAGAAUUCCACCCCAAGGCAUCAGAAUGAUAUUUUUCACACUUUAUGCUAAAUUAUUCCAAUCAAAACAUUGAUUUCUACUUAUUUUAAGGGCAAAGUAUUGUUUGCUGUAGGAAUAAACAUAUUACUCAUUUUAAAUGAAUAAUUACAAGCCAAACGUGCGAUUAGAUCUACAUUUAAUCUUUAUCAUAUAAUUUAACCUUUUAUACAAAAUAGUGCAUUCCCACCAACUAUUGAGAUUUUGUAUAUAUUUGCACUUUAUUGUUGACAAAAUAUUGGCUGAAUAAACAACUUUUGUUUA
Messenger RNA from Acanthaster planci (crown-of-thorns starfish), 2304 nucleotides. RefSeq lists its product as uncharacterized. The record is from RefSeq and is a predicted model, not a curated record. NCBI's taxonomy places the organism in Eukaryota, Metazoa, Echinodermata, Asteroidea, Valvatida, Acanthasteridae.